AAUUGAGAUUUGUGUUGGCUGCUUGUAGUUGUUAUAAGGUGUGGUUUCGGAGGGAACGGAAUACUGAGUUGUAGGGUGGCGAUUUUCCGUACGGGCUCCCUAGCAGCAGAGCAAUUUUUUACUAGGGCGUGACCCAUUCAUAUUCAGCUAGUGAGUAGUGGAAAAGCAUCCCACUCCAGGCGCACAUUCCUCCUCACUGGGGCAUGCUGGAUUGAGGGCCCCGACUGGAAAUUUACAGAGAGCUGAUUGAUGGCGAUAAUGGAUGCAAGGGCGCUGAGGAAUAUAUGUGCUCUGUGGCUACUGCUUCUGUCCACCAAGGCAACAAAAAGUUUUAGUGUGGUCGAAAUGGCAGAGGGAUUUAAUAACUUCCCAAAGGGACCGCUCCAGGAUGAUAGUGGAAGCUUGCGGAUAAGAAGACAAACAGACGGCCAGACUGUAAAAACUGCUGGAGGAACAGAAUUUGUGAUAAUGUUUAUGAACAAUAUUGUUGAGUCCAGUGACACCACACCCUUAGAAUUAUAUUACACUGGCGCUGAUGACGCCAUAAGCACAAGGAUAAAUGUCAAUGUGACAUACUACAGCCCGGCAAGUGGAAGCAUACAGCAUAUAGAGCGUGUUUUGAUGAGAUCGACCGAUAUAGACUCCGUUCAAUUAGACUACCAGCUGAGGACUAUGACAAAAAAUUCCAUAUCCAACUUUGGAGUUCAGGUGACAUCCAGCGAAGCUAUUAUUCUGUACGGUAUGAAUAAAGCGCGUUAUUCCUCCGACGGCUUUCUUUCUAUCCCUGCCUACGUACCCGGAAAAGAGUUCAUAACAGUUGGCUAUCACCCUCCCACCACCGCAUCGCAGAUAGGCAUAGUGGCCCAGCAGGACAACACCAUGGUAACUGUGAGGCUACCGGCUAACAGAGUCUUACCUGGCAACAUCACUACGUCCAUCGAGGUGAGGGAUCCAAAUACUCAAGCCAUUGUUACAGCAGGAGGUACAAUCACCGUUACACUUAAUCGUUUGCAAACCUACCUUAUUGUAAGUAAUGCCGAUGACGGAGAACUACCAGCAGCUUUUAAUUUGUUGAAGGGAGAUUUGACAGGUACACAUAUAACCUCAGACAAAGACAUAUCUGUCUUCAGUGGUAACAUCAGGACUUCGAUAUUGCCCCCUGCUAGUAUAGAUCAGCCUUCGAGAGACCAUUUAGUAGAGCAGCUGCCACCUUUGGAGACAUGGGGUCAAAACUUCAUCACCGUUCCAGUCCCACGACCAGCGAGCACAGCUCCUCUGUACGAUUUGUUCCGGAUAAUCAGCGGCUCCCUUAGUCCCAAUACCAUCACCAUAUAUCAUAGCAGUGAUAACAUUACAACACUAACCAUCAACAACCAGGGUGGCUCUGUCGAUGUCAAAAUUGGUACCUACGCAUACAUCGUUUCUGCUUACCCAGUCUUGGUUGCCCAGUUUGUCUUGAGUCAGCAGGUUCUAAAUGUUGACAAGGCAGAUCCUAGUAUGAUCUUGGUCCCGCCAAUUGAACAAUACCACGACGAUUACCAUUUCACAACACCAGCUGCAGUUGGUACCACUUACGACCAUUUUUUCCUAAUCGCAAUACGAGACAACUUCAGGGGUUCUGUGUUACUUGACGGAGCGGCGCUACCGCCCGAUACAACUUGGACCACUAUACCUGGUUUAGGUGGAUACAGUGGGGCCGUACUAAGUAUCGCUGCCGGUGGUCACAAUAUUACUCACAAUUCUGAGACUUUUUUGGGUAUACUGUAUGGAGCCGGGGACAGAGAGAGUUAUGGACUGCCUGUUGGAAUGCGCUUCAAUCGAAUUGUUCCGCUUCCUCCAGGCCCAACAGGACCAACUGGACCGACAGGUCCAACAGGGCCUACGGGGGCCACAGGCGCAACUGGUGAAACUGGUGCAACUGGACCUGCAGGACCCAAGGGAGAUACUGGUCCGAAGGGAGACACAGGGGCAACGGGAGCCACUGGAGGGACGGGUGCUGCAGGCAACACUGGGCCAACUGGGCCAACUGGACCCACUGGCAGUAAAGGUGCUUCCGGAGAAAAGGGUGCCAUUGGUUCCACUGGUCCAACAGGUUCCACCGGUGCCACAGGUGCUACAGGUCCUAGAGGAGAAACUGGAGCAACUGGACCACGUGGAAGUGUUGGUGAAACUGGGCCGCAAGGUCCAAAAGGUGCUGUAGGUGCGACAGGCCCUGCUGGUAUGACUGGUGCAACAGGUUUAAAGGGGGAUAAAGGUGACACCGGAGAAAAAGGAGCUAUUGGCCAGACAGGAGCAACUGGCAUGAAAGGCACCAGUGGACAACAAGGCCCAACUGGGCCCGUUGGGCCCACUGGUGUAACAGGGCAGAAAGGUAGCAAAGGGGAAAUUGGCAUCAAAGGAAACUCUGGAGUGGAUGGUAUAAAAGGUGAAAAGGGUGUACAAGGGGACAAGGGCAGCCUUGGUUCAACAGGACCGAAAGGGAAUCAAGGGAAUACCGGGAAUACAGGGCCAGCUGGAGCAAAAGGACAGAAAGGUGAAUUUGGCGCAACAGGGGAAACGGGACCUGUUGGCCCAACUGGACAAAAAGGAAAUUCUGGUGCAAUUGGUGCAACCGGACCAGCCGGCAAUAAGGGAGAAAAAGGGCAAAUUGGUGCAGUAGGUGCCACUGGCGCCACAGGCCCAACUGGGGCAAUUGGCCCAACAGGCCCUCAAGGACAGAAAGGAAAUGUGGGUGCCAAGGGCGAAAUAGGAGCCAAGGGAUCGAUAGGAAAUACUGGUGCGACUGGCAGUACAGGCCAGAAAGGCGACAGAGGACAGAUUGGACCAACAGGUCCAACAGGAUUGACAGGCUCCCAAGGUAUACAAGGAGAAACGGGUCCUAAGGGAGACAAAGGCAUGCAAGGAGAGAAAGGUACACAAGGUGAAAUUGGUCCGACUGGCCCCACAGGAACUAAGGGAGAGCAAGGAGCUAAGGGAAAUGUUGGCAAUACUGGACCAGUGGGAAGUAAAGGGGACAAGGGAGAAAUUGGAGCAGUAGGUCCAACUGGCAGCACUGGCGCUACUGGGUCUAAAGGGGACAAAGGAGAUCUUGGCCCCAAAGGUGUUCAGGGUCAAACUGGACAGACAGGUCCUCAAGGCAAUACUGGAAAUAAAGGAGAAGUAGGGCAAAAAGGAGAACAAGGAAUACAAGGAAAUACCGGUCCCACUGGGGAUGUUGGUCGUACAGGAGAGAAAGGGGCCAUUGGUGAUAAAGGGCAGAAAGGUGUACAGGGUUUUACUGGAGCAACUGGAUCUACUGGCGCCACAGGUGCUACAGGUGCCACAGGAGCCACUGGUCCUAAAGGUGAUUUAGGAUCAAAAGGUCAGAAAGGUGCUAUUGGACAAACAGGAGUUCAAGGACCCAAAGGAUCACUAGGGCCUACUGGAGCGACUGGCGUCACCGGGAAUAAAGGUGAAAAAGGUGUUCAAGGCCAAAUUGGAAAUACUGGACCAAAAGGAGCCAAGGGAGAAAUAGGCAACACAGGGCCUACAGGAAGUGUUGGUCCGACUGGUGCAACUGGACCACAAGGGAUUUCUGGAAUUAAGGGGAAUGUUGGAAACACAGGGCCUACUGGUUCUACGGGUGCGAUUGGCUCCACUGGAGCCACGGGUCCAAAAGGAAAUGUGGGAAAUACGGGUCCAAAUGGACAAAAAGGAGUGCAGGGAGAGAAAGGCAAUGAGGGGCCGACUGGAGCCACUGGAGCUACAGGGGCCACAGGCCAAAAAGGUGCAAUUGGUGGCACUGGCCCAACUGGGGCAACUGGUUUAACUGGUCCUAUAGGAGUAACAGGCGCGACUGGUGCUGUAGGGCAGACGGGCCCAGCUGGAAGCACUGGACCAAAGGGUAAUAAAGGAGAGAUUGGUGCAUCUGGGCCAACUGGUCCAAAAGGCAAUAUAGGGGCAACAGGAAACACUGGAGCUACUGGUAGCACCGGAGCAACUGGACCCGUUGGUUCUACUGGUCCUGUAGGUUCGACUGGAGCAACAGGGGUUACUGGCGCUAAAGGGAAUAUAGGAGCCACGGGACCAAUUGGUGCCACAGGAGCAACUGGUGCCACUGGCAUCCAAGGUAACACAGGACCAAAGGGAGAAAAAGGUAAUAUAGGUAAUACGGGAGCAACGGGUGACAAGGGUGCUCAGGGUAAUACAGGACCCAAGGGACAGAAGGGGGCCUUAGGUGCUAAAGGGCAAAAAGGUGAAUUUGGACAGAAAGGUAUUAAAGGAGAGUUAGGAGAAAAAGGUUCCGUUGGUGCGACAGGAGUAACUGGGUCCAAAGGAGAAAAAGGAAGCAUUGGGAGUAAAGGUGACAAGGGUUCAAUUGGUUCAACAGGACCAGUUGGGGCCACUGGCUCCCAGGGAAACACUGGACCCACCGGUGCAACGGGUUCCACUGGUCCAACUGGUGUUACUGGUGUGACAGGAGCUAAGGGCACUAAAGGUGAUCAGGGUGUCCAAGGCAAUACUGGCCCUGUCGGAUCAACCGGUGCCACGGGCCCCACGGGCUCAACUGGGGCUACAGGCCAAACUGGACCAAAAGGAAUUCAAGGGCAAACAGGAUCUAAAGGAUCUGUCGGGGAUAAGGGAAGUAAAGGUGAUGUGGGAAAUACUGGUGCUACCGGACCUGUGGGUGCAACUGGAGCUAUGGGAGGCACUGGACCUGUAGGUGCCACUGGUCAGAAAGGUGCAGUUGGUGCCACAGGAAAUACAGGGCCGAAGGGAAACAUUGGAAACACUGGACCGAUAGGUGCAACGGGGCCAACAGGGGCAACAGGAAGCACUGGACCUGUUGGUGCCACUGGUCCUGUAGGUGCCACGGGUGGUAAAGGAAACAAAGGAGAAAGAGGUGCACAAGGUCUGACAGGAGCAACUGGUACAACUGGUCCUGUCGGUGCAACUGGUGUCACUGGUCCACAGGGAAAUAAAGGCGAUAAAGGUGAAAUAGGCAACAGUGGCCCCAUGGGUCCCAAGGGAAAUGUUGGAGCAACUGGAGCCACAGGUUUUAAUGGAAAUACAGGGCCAACAGGGGUGACUGGACCGGUGGGUGCCACUGGAAAUACAGGCCUCCAAGGUUUAACAGGAUCAACGGGUGUAACAGGUCCAAAGGGUCAGAAGGGUGAAACAGGGAAUGUAGGCAGUACUGGUCCAACUGGCCCCGUGGGAUCCACAGGCACUACUGGGCCACAGGGCAACUCUGGUCCAAAGGGCGAGAUAGGUGAAAAGGGGGCUGUUGGCAGUACAGGUCCAGUUGGAAGCACUGGUGCAACAGGGCCAGUAGGUGCAACUGGAGCCACUGGACAACAAGGACCAAAGGGAGAUGUUGGAAACGUAGGUCCCACUGGCCCGAAGGGUGCUGUAGGUGCCACAGGUGAAACUGGACUGAUUGGUAAUACAGGCCCGAUGGGUCCUAAAGGCAAUAACGGCAAUACUGGAGCCACUGGACCUGAAGGUGCCACUGGUCCCCAAGGACCAAAAGGUGAAAAGGGGAUUCAAGGAAUUUCAGGCAUUACCGGUUCUAAAGGAAACCAAGGCGAAAAGGGCGUUAUCGGACCCACUGGGCAAAAAGGGGAACAAGGAAAUACGGGGUCAGUUGGCCCAACUGGUGUAACAGGACCUAUUGGACCUAAGGGGAAUGUAGGGGCAACUGGAUCCACUGGACCUGUUGGUGCGACAGGACCUACUGGUACAAAGGGAGAGAAAGGUGUCAUUGGGUCCACUGGACCAAAAGGAGCCGUUGGCGAUAAAGGAAGCAAAGGUGAUGUUGGACCCAUGGGUGCUACUGGCGCAACAGGGCAGAAAGGAGAGACUGGUGAAAAGGGUGUGCAAGGUAUAUCGGGGAUAACAGGCGCCAAAGGAGAACAGGGCCUACGAGGACCAAAGGGUGAAGUAGGAGAAAAAGGGAGCAAAGGAGAGAUAGGAAACACUGGUUCGACAGGUGCAACAGGUCCUGUUGGAGCAACAGGCCCCGUGGGAAAUACAGGGGCAACUGGUCCAUCGGGACCAACGGGAGGUACAGGACCACAGGGACCAAAGGGUGAACAAGGAAAUAAAGGAGAUCAGGGGAAUUCGGGACCGAUAGGUCCAGUCGGUUCCACUGGAUCUGUUGGCCCGACAGGUGCGACAGGAUCCACAGGUCCAGUUGGAAGUACGGGGCCCAUUGGACCUACUGGAGGCACAGGGUCUAUGGGACCCGCAGGACCUACAGGGGUCAAGGGUGAACAAGGUGUCUCUGGGAUAAAAGGCCUGAAAGGAAAUGUUGGCGCUAAAGGAGAAAUCGGAGAAAAGGGUUCCAAAGGAGAUCUCGGGUCGACGGGCUCUACUGGACCAACAGGUCCUUUUGGUCAAAAGGGUGACCGGGGAGCUACGGGACCAGUUGGAGCUACUGGACCACAAGGCAUCGGUGGACCACCAGGACAAAAAGGAGUCCCUGGCUCAGCUGGCCCAACUGGAGCAACAGGCCAGAAAGGUGAAGUUGGUGGUGUUGGAGCAACAGGAGCAACUGGUCCACAGGGUGCAACUGGAAACAAAGGUUCAAAGGGCGAAGUUGGGGUCAAGGGGGAGGUGGGUGCAACAGGAGUAUCAGGACCCCAAGGUGCAGUGGGCGCAACUGGUUCGACUGGACCUAUGGGUCCAACAGGAGAGAAAGGGGCGCUCGGCCAGAAGGGCGAGCGGGGAUUGGUUGGACCAACUGGACUUAAAGGUAAUGCAGGAGAAAAGGGAGAAAAAGGAGCAUUGGGAUCUAAAGGAGAUACUGGAUUAACUGGUGCUACAGGAUCAAGUGGCCCCACUGGACCUCAAGGGAACAAAGGUGAACCAGGUGCUCAAGGGCCAAAAGGUGAACCUGGUUUUAAUGGUACAAGAGGACUGAAGGGAGAUGUUGGGCCACAAGGGCCACCAGGAGUAACCGAUGUCGACGAGUGUAACUUUAAUAAUGGUAACUGUAGUCAGCUGUGCAUCAAUACAAUUGGGAGUUACUACUGCUGCUGCUACGAUGGGUAUGAACUAGAAAAAGAAAAUCUGGUAGUGCAUAGUCAAUUGGCAGAUAUUUCCCAAUGUCUUGUCACAGGAUCAAGGAAGAAAAGACAGACAGCGGAUUCUACAGACAUCAUCGACGCAGAGGGCAAUGUGUAUAUGCUUAUGUACCUUAACAACAUAGUAAAUGACAGUCCGGACAAUACAGCCACCCAGGAGAUGUUUGUUACCGCCGGCAAACAAGAUGUUAAUCAAACUGUUGUGGUAACAGUAACCUAUUACGAUACCAGCGGGGUGAAGGUAUCUUUCGACUAUACCAUAAACCCCGGUGCCGUUAGAAGAAUUGAUCUCUCAGGAAGAGGGCUGUUGACAACUGGAACAGGAAUGUCCAUGAAUGGCAUAGAACUAAAUAGUUCGAACCCUAUCAUUGUCUACCCUGUUAACAAAAAGUCCUAUUCUACUGAUGGUUAUUUAGCUCUUCCGGUUGAUGGUUUGGGUGUGAGAUAUUACGCUGUGUCCUACCCUCCCUAUGAUGAAGAAUCUGCUUCAGUAUCUUUAAUUGGAGUUGUCUCUCCGUCAGACAAUAAUAUUGUCCUCAUCAAAUUACCCACUCUGGGUGGACCAAUCAGUUUCAAUGGUUUCCAGUACGGAAGUGGCGAAACUAUUAAUAUAACCCUGCAAAAAUUCCAAACAGCACAUAUAGAGAGUGGCUAUGAUCUGACAGGAACUUUUAUUAAUAGCCAGGAACCGGUGUCUGUAUUUAGUGGGAACGGUCGAACAGCAAUUCCUAAAACAAGAGCCUCAAGGGACCAUCUUGUCGAACAAAUUCCACCAGUGCAAUCAUGGGGACGAGAUUUUGCAACAGUUCCAAUCCCGGAUAGAACAGUUGGAGAUUACUUCCGAUUUGUUGCUAGUCUUGAAAGCACAACUAUUUCUGUAACCAGCAGCAACGGGACCAAAUGGACGUACACUAUAGCUAAUGCUGGUGGUUCUAUACAGGAUAUCGUCAAUUUCAAAUCUACUGACCGCUACCGCAUUGUGUCCAACAAGCCAAUUUUGGUAAUGCAGUUCGUUACAAGUCAGUUAACGGCAUCGGACGGCGAAGUGGCUGACCCAGCUAUGGUCCUGAUACCUCCUGUGGAGCAAUACAGCCGAGAUUAUCACUUCUCACUGCCAAGUUCGCAAAGUGCUAUUAUUUUGGGUAACGAGCCCUUCCGACAUUUUGCGCUCAUUGUCAUAGAGGACAUGUAUAAAAAUGAUCUACUGCUGGACGGUGUUGCUGUGACUUCAGUAAAUUGGUUGAGCAUUGCAAAUAACCCUGCUGCAACAGCGAAAAACAAUCUCGUCGGAGGCUAUAUAAAUGUGACUGGUGAGAACAUGCCGCAUGUUAUCAGCAGCAGUAGAAGUGAACCGUUCACUUUCAUGAUGUUACUGUAUGGUGCAGGAGACAGAGAAAGCUACGCUUUUCCAGUGGGGAUGAAAUUAAUCAAAAUAAAUCCGCCUUCUCCUCCAGUCUGCCGUACCAAUGUGGUUGGAGAGUGCUGUUCGUGUGACGUUGGUGGCGGUGUUAUGAUGCCAUACAGUGGAGACUGCUGCAUAGCUGAAAAUGUGGAGUGCUACUCGCCGUGCUGUGGAAUAGUGUAUUGUUAUUGUCAAGUUGGAAGCGUUCGCGUUCCACUGAAUAAAACAAACUGCAUAGAUACCAACGAGUGUGCAAUAGACAACGGAGGCUGUGCUCACACGUGCACAAAUACUCAGGUUGGACUCGGUUUUAACAGACGUGGCUAUAACUGUAGCUGCUUUGAUGGAUAUAGAUUGUCCGACGACAGCCAUGAGUGUUUGGAUAUUAACGAGUGUGAGACGGCGAUAGGAAGUAACAUUUGUGACAAUAACCGUGACUGCGUAAACACAAUUGGCAGCUUUUACUGCGUUCGCGAUGCUAUUCCACCUUCACCAGCCGCAUCCGGUUUAGAAGGAGGGCCACAGGUAAUUCGAAUGGCCCAACAGACAACCAGUACCCAGUUUAAUUCACUUACUAUUUGGACAGCAGUCCUUUCCAUACUGCUCGUGUUGGUAAUAGCAUGGAACUUCCGAAAAUGGCAAACAGACAGGCGAAGAAAGAAAAAGGAAGACGAUAUCAUGGAUUCUGCGUCCAUAGAGACAUUUAGUCCUCGCGAUAUUGAUUUUUCAUUACGUGGCAAAACAAAUGACGCCUACAUAAAGAACGAAGAAGAACAGUCUAAUGAUUGUAAUUAACUCUCUUGCUCACGAGGAAAACUGAUGUCCAUAGCAUUUCUACCCCCUCUUUUGAAGAAGAAUCGUUGAAAUUUUCAGCACAGAAUUGAAAAGUAGUGUGCCAUAGUUGUAGAAUGCUUCCAUAACAUGUAUUCAAUCUCUCUCUCUCAUAUAUAUAUAUAUAUAUAUAUAUAUAUAUAUAUAUAUAUAUAUAUAUAUAUAUAUGAGCGCGGAUACAUUUAGGUGGUCGAGACGGCACAUUUAUUAAUUGUCACAAUUAAUUGGUUUAAACUGAUUUGAAAACUUUUAAAAUAUGAGUUGGAGUACAGUGUAGAAGUCAAAUAGUAUAUUUGUAAAGCGCCAUAUUUAACAUAUUGUACAGUGCUUUCUUUAUUAUUAUUUUUUUUUUUAAGUCACUUGGCCUUCUUUUUUCCCCACUCAUUUACGAAAAAGAAUAAGCAAUCCACUACAGUGCCCUAUGUCAGAAAUGCCUGUCCUUAAAUAUGUUGUUGCAUAAUAUUUGGACUCCUUAAGAUUUCUUUAAUCUAGUUUUUUCUUUUUAAUUCAAACGAGGCAAACCCGCAUUCAAGUUGAUUAAGUAAGAUUGUGAAUGAGCAUUCAUGUGGAAUAAGCUAUGAUUACUUAGUUAAAGUCUUGACAAGAACAGGUGGUCACUGUACUGUUUAAAAGAUCAAAUAUUUGCAAACCGGGAUUACGCAACUUAGACACACUUAAUUGUGCAACUAUUUGAACAAACCUUCUGUUUAUUAUUUUGUCACGAACCUCCUUCAUGUGUCCGAUGUUUAUUCAUGUAAUUUUCGCUGCUUCUUAGAAUUGUGCGAAAUUAAAUUAGUAGUUGAGUUUGACUUUUGAUAAUUAAUUAAUAUGUUGUUUUGCGAGGAUGGAAAAUUCAAACCAUGUUUACUGCGCGUAGAAUUAAACAAGGAAUAGUCUAUGAAAUAGUUGCUGUAAACUGUGUUUUCAACUAAACCUUGUGUAAAAGGAUGUCACAAUUGUAAUCUUGCCUGAAAUACAGAAUGUAUGUAAACUGUUUGAAACUUACAUUUGUAGAUGUAAAACUAUUCAAGCGACCUUUUUAUAAUAAAUUCUUGGAAAUUUAA
Lingula anatina is the source of this 10364-nucleotide messenger RNA. RefSeq lists its product as uncharacterized. Gene Ontology annotation, molecular function: calcium ion binding. The record is from RefSeq and is a predicted model, not a curated record. Lineage: Eukaryota; Metazoa; Brachiopoda; Lingulata; Lingulida; Lingulidae.